Branchiostoma floridae (Florida lancelet) is the source of this 2016-nucleotide messenger RNA. RefSeq names its product NXPE family member 3-like. The record is from RefSeq and is a predicted model, not a curated record. The transcript has 3 exons. Bases 357 to 1892 code for a protein of 511 amino acids. Lineage: Eukaryota; Metazoa; Chordata; Leptocardii; Amphioxiformes; Branchiostomatidae.
AUAUGCAAGUAAAUAAAUCCACAAGAUUGAAAAAUUGCGCAUCUUUACUCUUUUUCGAAAGAAAAAACAAACUAACGAUCUUUGUUCUCUCCCAACAAGGACAUGGUGAACGCUAGAAGGGAAGUGCUUGAGGGUGGGCGAAGACGCAGGUGGUUUGGUACAGUACUCGCGCUGGGUAUUUCAACAUUACUACUGUACUACACCAUAUACGAGGUACAUAAUAAUCGUACAUCAAAUUUCUUAAGAUUUGUCAAAGUAACAGACUGUUUGACCACCUCUUACCCUUCUAGUGAACAACAGAUGACGCCAUUUCUUUUAUUUCUUUAUAGGGCCCCCGCUGGAUCAGCCAACAGAGGAUGAAAAUGCAAUGGUUUUCGGCAAAAUCUUCCAAUGAUAUACCUUCAUUUCGAAAUAGGUGGAAUGAAUCUGCUGUAACUGAGAACCCGGUGUUGAAAACAACCAAACCGUUUUAUCCGGUGUUACAAACGACCAAACCGUUUUCUGCUGAGGUUUACUUGCAACAGCUUAAGUUUUCCUUGGCUUCUGAGGCAAGCAAGCAACAUUCUGUCGGAGAUACGUUACAAAUUGUUAUCUCUGCCAAAGAUACAAGAAAUAACAUAGUUACAAACAUUGGCGAUUUCUUUCGGGCGUCCAUCCUUACCAAAGUGAAAAGCAAGGCAGGUUCUGGUGCAGUCGGUAUCAUAAAGGACCACCAGAACGGUACUUACACGGCGACGUUCCGGCUGUUGUGGGAGGGGGACGUCACCAUCAAAAUCCAACUGGUCCUCCUACGGCAGGCUAUCGAUGUUAUAGAAAGAACUAAACGAAAAUAUCCUAUUGACCUAGUGACGUACCGAAAACGUUACAUAGUAGGAAACGACGAGAUCGACACCGAGUGUAAUGUAGACCCGGCCAUCUUUAAUAACACCAGUGCAGUUUGUAACUACUCGGACCCGCAUGCAGGCGCCUGGUGGUAUUGUGAGAAAGUCGCCAACAUUUCUUGUAACACGUCAGGCCACCAUGGCGAAAUUAGGCACAGAGACGUGAAUGGUGGAAAACUGUACGGCAGGGCCAACAGUGCACUGAAAAAGACAAUUUCUGGAUCUCCAUUCCAAAUUAAUGUUAAAAAAGGGCGAGAUCCUUUGGCCAAUCGCACACGGUGCGUCCGGGGACUGGCCACUCCACAAAUAUCUGGUUUCUAUCGGAACGGCGUGUGGAACUCUCUCGUCUGUAAGAACAGGCAUUUCUCCAGCCAGGCCGGCUGGCAGCAAUGUCUGAAGGGGAAAACUUUGAAUCUAAUGGGUGACUCUACCAUGCGGCAGUGGUGGGAACAUUUGUCCAGAAUCUUGGAAAUGAAAGAAACACUUAUUCCUGAUGCCAUACACAAAACUGGACCAUUGCUCGCCCGAGAUACUGUUAAUAACAUAACGGUAAACUUUCGUUCACACGGACCGCCUCGUCGUAUCGCUUUUACUUGGACGUUUCACCUCAAGUACGUCGCUAACAUCAUCGAUGAAAUUGAUGGAGGACCGAACGAUGUGAUAUGUAUUACUAUGUGGGCACAUUUUGCCUCGUACCCCGAGGAGGUCUACAGGAAAAGAAUGGAAGCCGUCCGUGCUGCAAUAGAACGUUUACUACACAGGAGCCCUAAAACUCUGGUGGUCAUCAAGUCGGCAAACACACGCAAGGGCAAUGAGUUGAUCUCCGGGGAAUGGCUGGCAUACAAGCUAGACUCGAUAAUGAGAGAAAUAUUCCAUGGGAUCAACGUUGUUCUUGUAGAUGCUUGGGAAAUGACCAGUGCACAGCACUGGCAUGAGGAUGCCAUUCACCCAGCCGAGGACAUCAUCGUACAAGAACUAGAGUUCCUUUGUUCUUUCAUUUGUCCCUUGUGAACAUAGAAUCUGCCGUUUGUGCAGUUUUCAAGCAAACGUUUCUUGCAUUAAAGCAACCUUCCAGUCUUAUGGACCUAACUACAAAAUGAAGUUUUCCAAGGUUUUUGAAUCAGUAGCCGAGCGG